AUGAUCCCUGAAAAACUCUCUCAUGGCCUUAAACAGGCUGCUCCUGGAGAUGCUGUCCCCAAAGGCACUGUUCCCGAAGGCACUGUUCCCGAAGGCACUGUUCCCGAAGGCACUAUUCCCGAAGACGCCGCUUUCGAACACACUGCUGUGGAAAACCAAAUGUCUGAACCAAUGGAUAGAAGAGAAUUCCUCAUCCAGGUCUCUGCAAAGCAUAUGAUGUUUGCCUCAUCGGUUUUCAAGAAAACUCUCACCGGCAGUUGGAAGGAAAGUGAACUUUAUCUGAAGAAAGGCUCAGUUGAGGUUACGGCAGACGGCUGGGAUUCCGAAGCGCUCUUGAUUAUUCUUCGUGCGAUACACUGUCAAUACAACCAAAUACCAAAAAAGGUGACUCUAGAGAUGCUCGCUAAGAUUUCAGUGAUAGCCGACUACUACGAUUGCAAAGAUGUUCUAUACAUAAUGACAGAUAUAUGGAUCGGUUCUCUGGAUGAAAAAGUUACAACAUGUUCACGAGACCUAAUGCUCUGGUUAUGGGUUUCUUGGUUUUUUAAGCGCCCUACACGGUUCAAAGAAGUAACAUCAACUGUUAUGUCAUUGGCUGACGGUCUGAUUGAUGUUCGGGGCCUUCCGUUCCCCGAUAGAGUCAUCGGGUCAAUGGACAAAUCUCGACAAGAGGCUAUCGAGAACGUGAUACUCCUUCUUUAUGAGACACGUGAGGCCUUUUUAAGCGGAAAUCGAGGUUAUUCGGUCAAGGCCUCUUCUUUCACCGAGGCCUGCACCUCCUUUUCUGGAUCGCCAUAUUGGUAUAAACCAUCCUUCACAUCCUCGAAGCGUGGUCAAGCUUAUGGCCAUGAGUUCGGUCAAGCUUAUGACCAUGAGUUCGGUCAAGCUUAUGACCAUGAGUUCGGUCAAGCUUAUGACCAUGAGUUCGGUCAAGCUUAUGACCAUGAGUUCGGUCAAGCUUAUGACCAUGAGUUCGGUCAAGCUUAUGGCCAUGAGCUCGGUCAAGCUUAUGCCCAUGAGUGUUCUGACUCAAAAUUCGCUCCGCUGUUCGCGAGUUUGAACUGUUCCAUCGAGGGACUGGAACUAGAAAAAUUCUCUAAUUCCUAA
Penicillium vulpinum is the source of this 1107-nucleotide messenger RNA. RefSeq lists its product as uncharacterized. The record is from RefSeq and is a predicted model, not a curated record. The transcript is spliced from 4 exons. Bases 1 to 1107 code for a protein of 368 amino acids. Lineage: Eukaryota; Fungi; Ascomycota; Eurotiomycetes; Eurotiales; Aspergillaceae.